AUGGAGCAGAACGGGAAGGGAUUAAUGUCAAAACAGUGUCCAGUGCCUUCUCAGGCUCAGUUAGCGCUUGCAAUAGCCAUUGUCAACUCGAAGCCUGCAAAUAUCUCCGUGAUAGAUCAUCUCCAGCAAAUUCGUCUCCAUAUCAAAGCAUCUAGAAAUCAUUCUCCUCCUUCAACCAACUCAAGUGACAAGUAUUUUGACAGUGUCGCUUUCUGGAAACAGGCAUAUACCAAGGCUGAGGCUACACAGAGCGUACUGAAUGAUCGCAUCUAUGAGUUGGAGCAGCGCAUAGAGACAUUGAAGCUUAAAUUAAAGCAAGAUGACAGUGUCUGUGAUACACCAGAACGAGGCAAGCGCAAAGGGAGCAGGGAGCCGACUGUACCAGAUUCGCAAAGGAAACGAAAGAAGACGAGUAAUGUCUCGUCAGGAGUGGUUACUACUGGUGAAGCUGAGCUGGAACAGUUGAAUGAACUGAUUAGUCAAGACGACUCGACUGGAGCAAGUCAAACUGGUAUAGGGGUCAACUCGGUAAUGAGACAUUUAUUUGUCUUGCAACAGAACCUGCAGAAAAGACCCAACUGGGCCGUUAUUUAUGCGAGUGCAAUCAAUCUUUGCACAGCCACCAACUCUGUUGUUCCAUUCCUCUACGACAACUCCGGUGCCGAAGCAAGGCAGUUAAACAGCACCGACAGCAACAUUCGAGUUCCGAACCCACUGCUCAAUCUAGCAAUCAUCGAGGCAUCUCAUUCACUUCUGUGUCGUACGUUAAACAAGAUCAUGAAUUCUUCCGAAAGGCAGAAGUACGAAGGCCAGAUCGUAUAUCAUAUGAGCUCACUCUUCGAAACAGCACUCUAUGCAUUAGAGAAGAUAUGUGACUACCAAACUAGUAGCAAAGAAUUACCAAAGGUCAAACAGAACUCCAAGAGUCCAUCAGCAAAGAAUACAAAACAUCAGUCCUCGUCAGAGUCUUCCAAUGUUACACGUUAUGAAGUGCCUACGGAUGAAGUCUUGCAGACACUGAGACGUGUACUUGCUGGCAUGAUGUUGAAGGCAACCUCUUUGAUUACUACUAACCCGAACACUCUAUUUGAAGGCUACCUCUAUGUGUUUCUCACUCACGUGGGUACUGUUCUUUCGACUCUGGAGUUCAAAGAUAUCCUUACCAGUCCUAACCUACAAGCCAGCCCAGACAAACUACCUUUGCCAGAUGGACUCCGCCGAGCAAUCAUGAAUGCAAAAGGUGAAGCUAUUGGAACGAUUGUAAUGGCACGGGAACUCGAAACCUGCCACAUGAUAUGGCUUCUAGAGAAAGCUAUUGCGCUGGCGCAUUCUAUGUCGAUGAAAUCGUCACUAUCUCAGGGUACGAUUACACCUAGUGACCGAAAAGACUCGAAUGCCGGAAUUCUUCUCGGACUGUCUAAGAAGAGAUUACAAAACACACUACUCAAGGCAGUGUUUGACGAAGAAGAACCAUUGUUCCUGGAGUCAUUGAUAAAGCCUGAGUCUUUGGCAGGGGGUGAGAUGACGAGUCCAAUCAACAAAGAAUCCGAAACAGCAUCGGAGUGGUUCUCGAGAGAAGUCUGGAGGUUGUUAGGAUGGGAUAUACUUGAAUCGAUCUGGAAGAAUGGAAAAGAGAAUCAUAUACAAUGA
Molecule: messenger RNA, 1650 nt
Organism: Talaromyces stipitatus ATCC 10500
Lineage: Eukaryota; Fungi; Ascomycota; Eurotiomycetes; Eurotiales; Trichocomaceae
Exons: 3
Coding region: 1-1650 (549 amino acids)
Source: RefSeq, a predicted model, not a curated record